GAACGGAAGAAGAUACGUUGAUAUUGACGUCUUCCCCAAAGCGAAGGUUAAAUAAAAUCGUCAAAAGGAGUUCUCUUGCUGUGGAAGAAAACCAGCAGAGCUAGAGCUACCUGCUACAGAGAGCGAGAGUGAAGAUGAGGAUCACUGUGAUGACCGCCGACGAGCAGAUCGUCUCCUUGGAUGUCGACUCCCAUGAAUCCGUUGAGAACGUCAAAGCUCUGCUCGAGGUAGAGACACAAGUGCCCCUUCAGCGGCAGCAGCUGUUAUACAAUGGAAGGGAGAUUAGGAAUGAUGAGAAACUGAGUGCAGUGGGUGUUAAGGAUGAGGAUUUGAUAAUGAUGGUCUCUGAUGCUGCAUCCAGUGUAUCUACCAACGAUUUGGGCUUCAAUUCUGAUGGGUCUGCUGUAAACCCUGGUGCUUUUCAGCAACAGUUACAACGUGAUUCUAACAUGAUGGGACAGCUGUAUCAGAAUGAUCCUGAAUUAGCACAAGCAAUUCUCGGCAAUGAUGUCAAUAAGCUGCAGGACCUAUUACGACUGCGCCAUCGCCAAAGAUCUGAAUUAAGGCGUCGGCAGGAGGAUGAGCUUGCACUACUCUAUGCAGAUCCUUUUGACGUUGAAGCUCAAAAGAAAAUUGAAGAGGCCAUUCGUCAGAAAGGAAUUGAUGAGAAUUGGGAGGCUGCAUUGGAACAUAACCCUGAAGGUUUUGCUAGGGUGGUCAUGUUGUAUGUUGACAUGGAGGUGAAUGGCGUCCCCUUAAAGGCAUUUGUUGAUAGUGGGGCUCAAUCAACAAUCAUAUCAAAAAGCUGUGCUGAAAGAUGUGGCUUGCUGAGGCUUCUGGAUCGACGUUAUAAAGGUAUUGCUCACGGGGUUGGUCAAUCUGAGAUACUGGGGCGAAUACAUGUCGCUCCAAUCAAGAUUGGCAGUAUAUUCUACCCCUGCUCCUUCUUGGUAUUGGAUUCUCCCAAUAUGGAAUUCCUCUUUGGUCUAGAUAUGCUCCGCAAGCACCAGUGCAUUAUUGAUUUGAAAGAGAAUGUUUUGAGAGUUGGCGGAGGAGAGGUUUCAGUACCAUUUUUGCAUGAAAAAGACAUUCCAUCUCGUUUCUUAGAUGAAGAUAGACAUAAACAAGCGUCAAGCUCAGGAGCUGUGGCAACUUCAGGAGCAACUGAUAAGAACAGUAACAUGCCGACCAGCGGACAAGGUUCUGGAGGCACACGUGGUAAUGCGACACAGGGACCUGCUUUUGAAGCCAAAGUAGCAAAGCUUGUUGAGCUAGGAUUUGGAAGAGAAGCAGUGAUACAAGCUCUCAAGUUAUUUGAUGGCAAUGAAGAGCAGGCAGCUGGAUUUCUUUUUGGUGGCUGACAGAAAAUUUUUAUUGGGUUUUAAAAACAUUCAUUUAUUUGUGGGAAAAAUGUAUAUCUUUAAAAUAUGUUCAUACUGAUAGCAUUUGUUUUUUGAGUUAGAACUACCCACGAAUUUCUGUUUCUGUUGCAAGUGAAAUGCAAAGUAAACCGAAUUAAGUCUCUUGAAGGUA
Tripterygium wilfordii is the source of this 1533-nucleotide messenger RNA. RefSeq names its product protein DNA-DAMAGE INDUCIBLE 1-like. Gene Ontology annotation, biological process: proteolysis. The transcript has 16 exons. The coding region runs from base 135 to 1361 and encodes 408 amino acids. The record is from RefSeq and is a predicted model, not a curated record. NCBI's taxonomy places the organism in Eukaryota, Viridiplantae, Streptophyta, Magnoliopsida, Celastrales, Celastraceae. Gene Ontology annotation, molecular function: protein binding; aspartic-type endopeptidase activity.